AUGAAUCCUCCAGCGUUUUUAGGAGGAGUUAAUCUUGUAGCUACUGAGAACUGGAUGCAAGAGAUCGAGAAAACACUGACAGUGCUCCAGCGCAUCGAUGAGCAGUGGGUUCUUUAUGCCUCGUAUAAGCUGACAGAUGAGGCUAAGAGAUGGUGGGUAGCUACAAAGUUGUUGGAAGAACAGAGGCCUAUGCCCAUGGAUAUGACCUGGAGCAAAUUCAGGGAGAUAUUUUUCGAUAGAUAUUUUCCCGCCACAGUCAAAGAGGCUAAAGUACAAGAAUUUCUAAGCCUGUUCCAGGGAUCGAUGACAGUCCAGCAGUACGUGGUGAAAUUCAUUGAGUUUUCGUGCUUCUGUCCUUAUAUCAUUCCAAAUGAAGCUAAAAAGGCUAGAAUGUUCAAUAGAAAAUUGAGGCGAGAUAUAUACAGGCAUGUUGCAGUAUUAAAGAUGCAGGAUUUUUCUGAGCUUGUUGAUAGAGUCAUGGUAGUAGAGGAGAGUGCGUAG
Messenger RNA from Malania oleifera, 501 nucleotides. RefSeq lists its product as uncharacterized. Bases 1 to 501 code for a protein of 166 amino acids. NCBI's taxonomy places the organism in Eukaryota, Viridiplantae, Streptophyta, Magnoliopsida, Santalales, Ximeniaceae. The transcript has a single exon. The record is from RefSeq and is a predicted model, not a curated record.